Molecule: messenger RNA, 2737 nt
Organism: Syngnathus typhle (broad-nosed pipefish)
Lineage: Eukaryota; Metazoa; Chordata; Actinopteri; Syngnathiformes; Syngnathidae
Product: gastrula zinc finger protein XlCGF57.1-like
Exons: 3
Coding region: 154-2262 (702 amino acids)
Biological process (GO): regulation of transcription by RNA polymerase II
Cellular component (GO): nucleus
Molecular function (GO): DNA-binding transcription activator activity, RNA polymerase II-specific; RNA polymerase II cis-regulatory region sequence-specific DNA binding
Source: RefSeq, a predicted model, not a curated record
CUGAACGUCACUCAAAAAAAAAGAGCCCGUAGACUUCCUCAGGAAGUAAAUCGACUGCGUCAAAUAAACACGCAACUUAGGUGGUGGAUCGUUAACCUUAGCUACGCGACAACCGCAACGACGAAAGAGGAGGUCCUUCACGCCAAUGAACAAAUGGAGCAGAAGUUUCUUUGCACCAUAAAAGAGAAGGAAGAGCCAAAGCGGCCUUGUAAUGAAAAGGAGGGAGAGGACUCUUGCGAAAUUAAAGAGGAGGAGGAGGAGCCAGAGCGCACUCGCAAUAAAGAGGAAGAUGUGGGUAAAGAGGUCCACCACUUCAAUGAACAAAUGGAGCAGAGGUUUCUUUGCUCUAUAAAAGAGGAGGAAGAGCCGGAGCGGCCUUGUACUAAAGAGGAGGGAGAGGACUCCUACGACAUUAAAAAGGAGGAGGAGGAGGAAGAUACCUGCAAGAUCCCAUUGACUGGUGUUCCUGUGAAGCGUUUAGAGGAGGGUCAACAUGAGGUGAGCAAAGGGGCGGAGCUUCCAAGCUGCAGCUCUAGUCAACAAAUGACCAGAGACGGGGAUGGAAACCACUGUGGGGGAUCACACGCAGCUCCACCACCAUCAGAUAGUGAUGACGUGUCGUCACAUGUUCCUGAUGCUGCUGCUACUGAGGAGUCUCAAAACAAACACAGGCAAUGUUCUCACUGUGGAUUUUUUUUUGCUAAUAGUAGUAAUUUGAAACAACACUUGAGAAUCCACACUGGAGAGAAACCAUUUUCAUGCUCAGUUUGUGGCCAAAAAUUCUCUCAUAGGGGAAAUCUAAAUAAGCACACAAGAAUCCACACUGGCGAGAAACCUUUUUCAUGCUCUGUUUGUGGCCGAAAAUUCUCUCAGAGGGAAAAUCUAAAAAGUCAUACAAGAAUCCACACCGGUGAGAAACCUUUUUCGUGCUCAGUUUGUGGCCAAAAAUUCUCUGAAAAGGGAGCCUUAAAAAGUCAUACAAGAAUCCACACCAGUGAGAAUUUUUUUCCAUGCUCAGUUUGUGGCCAAACAUUCUCUCAUAGGGGAGCUUUAAAAAGUCAUACAAGAAUCCACACUGGCGAGAAACCUUUUUCGUGCUCAGUUUGUGGCCAAACAUUUGCUUACCAGCAAAACUUAAAAAAGCACACAAUACUCCACACCGGUGAGAAAUCUUUUUCAUGCUCAGUUUGUGGCCAAUUAUUCUCUGACAAGGGAAUCUUAAAAAGUCAUACAAGAAUCCACACUGGUGAGAAACCUUUUUCAUGCGCUGUCUGUGGCCAGAAAUACUCCGAGAAGGGAAACUUAAUAAGUCAUACAAGAACCCACACUGGUGAGAAACCUUUUUCAUGCUCAGUUUGUGGCCAAUUAUUCUCUGACAAGGGAAUCUUAAAAAGGCAUACAAGAAUCCACACUGGUGAGAAACCUUUUUCAUGCGCUGUCUGUGGCCAGAAAUACUCCGAGAAGGGAAACUUAAUAAGUCAUACAAGAACCCACACUGGUGAGAAACCUUUUUCAUGCUCAGUUUGUGGCCAAACAUUCUCUCAGAGGGGAUCCUUAAAUAAGCACACAAGAAUCCACACUGGCGAGAAACCUUUUUCAUGCUCAGUUUGUGGCAAAAAAUUCUCUCAGAAGCAACAUUUAAAUACGCACAGAAUAAUCCACACUGGUAAGAAACCUUUUUCAUGCUCAGUUUGUGGCCAAAAAUUCUCUCAGAGGGGACAUCUAAAAAAUCAUACAAGAAUCCACACCGGUGAGAAACCAUUUCCAUGCUCAGUUUGUGGCCAAACAUUCUCUCAGAGGGGAUCCUUAAUUAAGCACACAAGAAUCCACACUGGUGAGAAACCUUUUUCAUGCUCUGUUUGUGGCCAGAAAUUCUCUGAGAAGGGAAGCUUAAAAAGUCAUACAAGAAUCCACACUGGUGAGAAACCUUUUUCAUGCUCAGUUUGUGGCCAAAACUUCUCUGAGAAGUCAUAUCUAAGACGUCAUACAAGAAUCCACACUGGUGAGAAACCUUUUUCAUGCUCAGUUUGUGGCCAAAGAUUUUCAUUGAAGUCACACUUAAAACGUCAUACAAGAAUCCACACUGGCGAGAAACCUUUUUCAUGCUCAGUUUGUGGCCAAAAAUUCUCUGCCAAGGAAACCUUAAAAAGUCAUACAAGAAGAAUCCACCCUGGCGAGAACCCUGUUGCCUGCUCAGUCAGUUGCCAAAGAGUCUCUGUUGAGAUUUCGGAGUGUAUUGGGGAGAUGAGCCGUGAUCCGUGAAGUUCUCACCUUCUAUUUGAGUAGACUUUAUGAGUUUAUGCAUCAAUGAUAAUUCCAUUCUAGUAUGUACCUUUUAAUUGGGAUGCUGAACUCCUUUCCUUUAUUACAGUGAGAAGUUCAUAUUUUAGCUUUAAUCAUGAAUUUUAAAAUAGUUAGGUAACCGGCCUCGGGACGAUAAUAGUUUUGUAUUUUCUGUUAUAUUUUAUGUUUAUUUCUGUUUUAGGUGUGUGUGUUGUUUAACUGCAAUUAGUUUUAAUUCCUAUUCCGGGCAAGUUGUUUAGUUUUUAUUAAUGUCGUUUAGGAUUUUGUUUUGUUCAGCUUUUCAUGUUCAUGUGGAUCAAUCAAAUGAAUAAAAAAAUAGUGUUGGAUAUCCCCCAUUUUUCUUUUUUGUUACUUUUCCUUGCUACUAACACUUUAAAAUGUACUUGAGCUGCAUAUUAAGACAUUUCAUUAAAGCGUUGUUUACUUCACAGUA